CGAACGCGGACGGGACAAAGGACGCUUUCGUAUGCAGGCAGAACGACGCCAUGUUCAUUUGUCAACGGACGUCAAGGUGUUCCCGUGCGGAAGGAGCGAGCAUCUGCCAUCCGCCGCCGUCAUCGUUCUCGUCACCGUCGUCGUCGCGGAGGGGCCAAGCGGACGAGGUGGAACCCGACUGAUCGAGGAUUCCUCGCUUUUCUCGUCCGACUCGCCAGCAUGGAGUCGCGGAAGCGCAAACACGAGGAAUACGAGAUGCAGCUGUUCGGCUUCCAUUCCAGGGCCGUGUACGCGACUCUCAAAAGUAUUAUAAUGAAAAGAAUACAGUCCAAGAGCAAAAAGUUGUGUGAAACUUUGGAAAAACAAUACGAACUAGAACCUGAAAAUCUGACGGUACUAAGGAUGAACGAAGAGCAACUUAUAAAAGCCUAUCAUACAGCUUCUUUGCCUUAUUUGAAAAACAUUGAGAAUAACAUCAACAGAUUCAUCGCAGUACCUUCUCAUAUUCUAUCUAAUGAAGAUAAACUUCAGGCAACACAGUACACAGAGGCUGAGUUUGAAAAUGUGCAAAAGAAGUUAAAUGAUUUCCAACAAAGAGCAAAAAGAGCGACUAUAUUGAAUGCAGCAUUGAAGGAGGAGUUACAGCUGAUAGAACAAUUUUCGUUCUGUGUGGAGGAUGUCGACAGGCUGAGUCACAUAAUUGACAGUAGCGUCAUAUGCCCAGAUAUCAGUAACAAAAUUCAUCAGUUGGCCAAAGACUAUAAGAGAUUUAAUUCUUAUCUCAAUAAUGGAGCAUCUGUAUCGCAAAAAGCGCUCUACAAUGCGAUCAACAACCUCAAAUGUAUAGAUUGUGAUAUGGACAGCUUAUGAUUGUAAGAAAACUAAUUUUGGAGUCACAAUCUGGUGUGCUUCAUUACUGAUAUUACUGCCUUUUUAAAAUUAUGAUGUAAAUAUGAAAGAAUUAAUGUACUUUACAAAUAUCAUUCGCUAUGUAAUUUAUAAUGUACUGCAUAAAAUUUACUAUUUUAUUAAAUAUAUUUUCCAAGUAUUAACAACGAA
Messenger RNA from Odontomachus brunneus, 1059 nucleotides. RefSeq lists its product as uncharacterized. NCBI's taxonomy places the organism in Eukaryota, Metazoa, Arthropoda, Insecta, Hymenoptera, Formicidae. The annotation marks the transcript as partial. The transcript is spliced from 4 exons. The record is from RefSeq and is a predicted model, not a curated record.